Molecule: messenger RNA, 1627 nt
Organism: Erythranthe guttata (spotted monkey flower)
Lineage: Eukaryota; Viridiplantae; Streptophyta; Magnoliopsida; Lamiales; Phrymaceae
Source: RefSeq, a predicted model, not a curated record
AACCGCCAAUUUUUCCCCUAAAGAAAAGGAAAACUCGAAAAGAAAUUCCUUUUGUGGAAUCUCUGACCAUUUGUUGAUGGAUCAUGGAACCCACGCAUGCGAUUCACCUCGUCACCUCCAAUGACUCGCCCGAGUUCGUCCACCUUAAGUACGCGUUGACUCACUCUUCGAUAAUCGGACUCGACGCGGAAUGGAAGCCCAACCGCCACGCGUCCACCUUCCCCACCGUCGCCCUCCUCCAAAUCGCAUGUCGACUCGUCAACUCGGACGAGUCAGAGCCGGACGAGUCGCCGGUUUUCCUACUCGAUCUCCAAGCGGUUCCUCUGCUCUCGGUGUACGAGUUGUUGAGAGAAUUGCUUGUCUCGCCUGAUGUUAUCAAGUUAGGGUUUAGAUUUAAGCAGGACCUUGUUUAUUUGUCCUCCACUUUUGUCGAGCAAGGCUGCGAUCCUGGUUUUGAUAGAGUGGAACCGUAUAUAGACAUUACUGCCAUAUACAACUAUCUACAUCCUAAACAACUCGGACGAAGGAUAUCGAAGCAAAUCAAGAGCUUGGCAACAAUCUGUGAAGAAGUUUUAGGAAUCUCACUCUCUAAGGAGCUUCAGUGCAGUGACUGGUCCCAGCGUCCUCUAACAGAAGAGCAGAAGAUAUAUGCGGCUGCAGAUGCUCAUUGCUUGGUUCAGAUAUUUAAUGUUUUCCGAGCGAAGGUUGUUAGUGAAGGAACUUCCUUGGGAAACCAUAUUAAACAUUGGCCAUCUGGCUUUGAUCCUGGGUUGAAGCAGAUUACUGAGACAUCGAAUGGGUGUAACAUGGUAACACAAACAAAAUUUUGUGAAGCUUCAAAUAUGAUCCGCACAACUGUGCCAGAAGUACAUAGUAGCAUACUAAUAACUGAGGAGGUAGAUUCUAUGAAGUCGAGUGAAUGUAUUAACCAUGUUGAUAAUAGCCUCUUGUGGAUUGUUAGGAAACACGGUGACAAAAUAUUGUUAAAGGAUACAGACAGAAAACCGAAAACUACCAAAAGAAAGGCUAAAAAGUCUUCUACUGGAUCAGAGAGUAGUAAACCGAAAAACCUUCAAACUGCAGAAGAAUGGCAAGGCCCCCCUCCAUGGGAUCCAUCCUCGGGUGGUGAUGGAUGCCCCAAGUUUUUGUGUGAUGUAAUGAUUGAAGGCUUGGCAAAGCAUUUACGAUGUGUUGGGGUAGAUGCCGCAAUUCCAUAUUCAAAAAAGCCGGAAACCAGGGAUUUAAUAGAUCAAGCGCGAAAGGAGAAGAGAGUUCUCUUAACACGGGAUGUCAAGCUUUUGAGAUAUGAAUAUUUGAUAAAGAAUCAGAUAUAUCUGAUUAGAAAUCUCCUUAAAAACGAUCAGCUACUGGAGGUAAUUGAAACAUUUCAGCUUAAGAUUUCUGAGGACCAGCUAAUGUCAAGGUGUACAAAAUGUAAUGGGGGUUUCAUCCAAAAACCUCUAACAACUCAAGAAGCCGUCGAAGCGGCUAAGGGAUUUCAAGUGAUUCCCAACUGCUUGUUCAACAAAAAUAUUGAGUUCUGGCAGUGCAGGGACUGCAAUCAACUAUACUGGGAGGUACCCCUCAUUUUUCAACUUCCUCACUGUAAAUAACGCGCACAUAAACC